Schistocerca americana (American grasshopper) is the source of this 2916-nucleotide messenger RNA. It is a transcript of the gene Nplp1, whose product is annotated as neuropeptide-like 1. The transcript is spliced from 8 exons. The record is from RefSeq and is a predicted model, not a curated record. NCBI's taxonomy places the organism in Eukaryota, Metazoa, Arthropoda, Insecta, Orthoptera, Acrididae. The coding region runs from base 23 to 1726 and encodes 567 amino acids.
GCGAGGCGACGCGAACGGCAAGAUGCGCUGGUGCUCGCUCGCUGCCCUCUGCGCAGCCCUCGCCGUCGCCGCGCUGCGCCCUCCGCAGGCGGUGGCCGAGCCGGGCGAUGGCCUGAUGGUGCCUGGCAAGCGGUACGUGGCCGCCCUGGCGCGCAACGGCGAGCUGCCGCUGUACGGCGGCUGGCGCAAGAAGCAGCAGCGCGGCGACAAGCGCUACACCAACCGCUACGGCAAGAGGGGCGCCGCCGCAGACUUCGAGGCCGACGACGACGAGCCAGAGUCAGGGGUGGACGCUCUGCUGGAGGAGAUAGCGGCCACGGAGCAGCUGCGACACCUGCAGCUGGACGCGCUGCGGCGCGAGCUGGACGCGCAGGAGGCGCGCGAGGAGCAGGCCGUGCUGGAGGCGGCGGAGGCCGAGGCGGAGGCGGAGGCAGCGGAGGCGGAGGGCGGCGGAGAAGAGGGCGCAGACAAGCGCAGCGUGGCGUCGCUGGCACGCGCGGGCGCGCUGCUGCCGGGCGCGGGCAAGCGCAACAUCGCCGCCAUGGCCAAGAACGGCCUGCUCAGCCCCAGCGGGCCCGUGCUCCUGGACGGCGACGGCAACGGCGGCGAGAAGCGCUCGGUGGGCGCGCUGGCCAGGGGCGGCCUGCUGCCCACGCCCGGCAGGAGGGGCGCCGCCGACGACGACGACACCGACGACGACGACCUCUCAUUGGACAGCCUCAUGCAGCAGCUCUACAGCGAGGAGGAGAAACGGCACAUCGGCUCGCUGGCCCGCGACUACUCGCUGCCGUCCUUCGGCAAGCGCAACCUGGGCUCCCUGGCCAGAAGCGGUGGGCUCUCCAACGUGCGCUACGUCACCACCAAGAAGGACGACGCGGAGCGCGUGGGCGGCCACUCCGCGGCCGACAAGCGGAACCUCGCCUCCUUCAUGCGCAGCCGCGGCUCUUCACUGGUUGAGAAGCGCUACCUGGCAUCGCUGGUACGCAGCCACGGACUGCCCUACCCGCUGACCAAGAAGGAGGACGACGGCCCGGGCGAGAUCAAAAGGAACGUUGGCGCCCUCGCACGCAACUGGAUGCUGCCCUCCGGCAAGCGAGCCUCAGACGACGACCAGGAGGUGGAUAAACGCUACCUGGCCUCCGUGCUGCGCCAAGGCCGUUCCGACGGCUUCCGCCAGAACAGCGACGGCGCGCAGGACGCGGCUCACGAGGAAGAGAAGCGGCACGUGGGCUCCCUGGCCAAGAGCGGCAUGGCCAUCCACAAGAAGACCAGCAGGUCCGCGGGCAGCGACGGCCAGGCGUUCCUCCAACAGCAGCAGCAGCAGGAGCAGGGUGGCGCGCAUGCGCAGGACGCCGCCGGCAACAAGCGCAGCAAGCGCCAGGCCUACCUGCUACCCCCCGCACCCCCACAGUCCCUGGCCCCGGCCCCUGGAGAGUUCCCCAUGCCCGUCCUCCAGAACAAUGACGACGCCCUUGACUACGGGGACCUGCUGGAUCUAAUGUCAGAUGUGCUAGGCGCCCCAGAGAAGCGCUUCCUCGGUGUGCCCCCGGCGGCGGCGGACUACGGCAAGCGGCACAUCGGCGCCCUGGCGCGCCUCGGAUGGCUGCCCUCCUUCCGGGCGGCCCCUGCGCGCAGCGGACGCUCUGCGGGCUCCCGCUCCGGAAAAAGGGCCACCAGGUCGCAUCCCGCAGAUGGGCCGUGGCCGGCAGAGCUCCAGCAGGCCUAGAGACGGAGAGCGGCCGGGGACUCGCGCGCCGCCGCAGGCGCGCCUCAUCUGAGGCUUGCUGCAACCCGCCACGCUUAACCCUACCCACGAGAUACAUGGCGUAGCUGAUCCAUGUUCCUCCCAACGCUGUUCGCUCUCUGCACUUCAACUCUGUCAACGUCGACGCGCAAAUUUAAUGACAAACAGGAAUAGUUACUUGUUGUGCAUUUAAGAAUAACAUCUAUAUGUAAAUUAUUCUGUAGAAAAGUUUCACUUGUAUCUCAAAUAAAAGUAUUGCAGUCGAGAUACUAUACCUAAAAUAUGUGUAUAACUUCCUGUAGAAACUGUCUGUAAAAUUUAUGUAAGUGUAUAUACAGAAUUCUCUGAUAAACUGCUGUGCUAUGACAUUAAAUUCUGGAAAUGUAAUCAACCCUUGUGAAAAAAAAUUUCUCGCAGAGAAACAAAUGUAUAAUGAUAGGACGCCAUACUUGAAAGUAUUUUCUUUAAAUUAAUGUUGUAGUCCUUAAAACAGAACAGAAGGUGAAAAAAUUCUAACUACAUUCACAUACUGAAAAGUUUGUUUACUCCCACUAUCAUGGGGCCAAAACGGUAGUUAAGUCCUGAACUGUACCAUGUACACAGGCUUUCUUAACAUGCUAAACAUAUGUUCCUCACUUCCCCUACAUAAUAUUUAUGUUAAGUCAACUUCAGAGCCUAAUACUGAUCACAAAAGCACUCUGAUUUUGAUUAUAAAUGGGAACUCCAUCGUUUUAUUUUCUUGCAUAGUUCAUAUAUGUAAACAAAAAGAUGCCAUGCAUUUUUUAAAUGUAUCUAUUAUGUUUUAGCUCCUUCAUGUGCUUGCAUACACGUAAUCUACGCAGAGUUAUCUAUGACAAUAAUCCAUGAUACUUCAUUUCAGAAAAUUUGUGACAGUAUUGUAAAGAUGAUGUGAAUAUAAAUGACAAUAAGCAAAUCAGUCAGUCAGACAUCUAAAAAAUUAUAUAACUUAAUUAAUUUUAUAUUUAGUACCAAGUUUUUCCGUCACCUGGAUCAACUUUUAGAAGAAAGAGUAUAGGCCCAGUAUAACCUGUAUCGAAGUAGUUUUGUGUGACGUUGCAAGAAUACUUGCUGAAAAUCUGUAUAUGUUUAGGUAGAUUCGAAUCGAUGUCUGUAAUUUAAAACAGAAAGCAUAAAUAAAUAAAUAAAUGUUA